AUGGAGGAGAACACCACGACGAGGCCCUGGUUUGAAGAGGUCCGCAUGCAGCACUACAAUCGCCAGGCGGAGUACUGGCAGCAGAAGGAAGUGCUGCGGGUACUGCACGAAGCCGACCGUCAGGCGGUGGCGGGGGGCACCCCCACACGUGAGAACAGCGAUGGAGGAGGGGCGCUGUGUGGGGUGGUGCUGGAGGAGCUUGCGUACAACUGGCCCGAGCAGCUCGAGACGCUCUUCCAGGGCGCCGUGGCGGCCCGCACCGAGCGCCUGCUGGGCAGCGCCACCUCUCUGCCGCUCGUCCUCCCCUGCUCCGGCACCUACGCCCUGGAGCGAGUUGAGGGCAGCAAGCGCAACUCCUGGCGGGAGAGGAGCAGCGGUGAUGAGCACGUAAACUUCAUCACUGGAGCCGAGGUGCACGACCACCACUGCCACCGGCUGCAGGAGGCAGUUGUCACGCUGGGCUGCGAUGUCGACUGGAACCGCACCCUGCGGACCGAUGACGAGGACCUGCUCUACCGCUCCUUUGUCGAAUGGCAGGGGCGGAUCAAGCGGUGCAAGCGGCCUGUCAUCUUCUCUGUCGAGCAAGACGCUCCGUGCCCCGCCCACAAGAGGUCCGUGACCUCUUCACAGUCUCCUGUGGUUAGGUCGCAGUGCGCGCUACGGCCGUGCGUGGUUGUGGUCUCACCAACUCCGUGGUUGCGACACCAGACGCACUGA
Molecule: messenger RNA, 717 nt
Organism: Acanthamoeba castellanii str. Neff
Lineage: Eukaryota; Discosea; Longamoebia; Acanthamoebidae
Exons: 4
Coding region: 1-717 (238 amino acids)
Source: RefSeq, a predicted model, not a curated record